AUGCCCCCGUCGAACGUCCGCAAGGAGGAGGCGGAGCUCCGCCAGAUUGCGAAGCAGGCUCGGCUGGCACGCAAGGAGGUGCAGCAGCGCGAGCGAAAGCAGCGCCAGCGUGAGCGGCGCGCGGCCGCCAAGAACGGUGAGGCAGCUACUGCUGCUCAGCAGACCGCUGCGUCUUCGGCAAUGAGAACGCGAGGGGCAAUCAUUCUCCCAGAUGAGGUCCAGGAGCUGCGUCAGCGGCUCAUGGGCGACGACGCCGCCAGCGCUGCGUCUGCGGCCGACUCUCCCGCGCGGAAGACGAAAAAGGCGGCAGCAAGGAAGGCCGCCCGCUCUCCCGCCAAGAAGUCUGCAGGCGCUGCCGGGGCCAGCAACCACGGCGCCGCCUCCUCCUCCACGCUAGUUCCCACGUAUCACCAGGAGGUGCACUUCAAGAAGAAGAUGUUCUUUGUGGACGUGGUUCUGCACCACGUCCCGCAUCAGAAGAUCGACAUCAGUGAGACGAACACGAAUCGGCUGGUAGUCGACACGUGCGGCCACACGAAGAAGUACCGCCUGGUGCUGCCGUACCCGAAGGGCAUGCUGUGCGACGCUGCGGCGGCCACGUACGAGUUCGAGAACGGCAUCCUGCAGUGCCGCCUCCCCAUCAUGGACGGCGCCAUCCCGGCCAGUCUCGAGGCCGAGAACGCGAAGAUGAUCGAAAAGAUGCGCCAGCAGAGGGCGCUGCGCUUCCGCGUGACGCGGGAUGGCGACUUGACAGUGCGCACGCGUCAGGCGCUGCUGACGCAAGCGCCCGCCGCCCAGGCUGCGUUGCCAGAGGCGAAGAAGGCGGCAGCAGCACAGCGCGGUGACGACACGGACAGCGACAACGAGGUCGUCAACGCCCAGGCGCGAGAGGCGAAGGGGACGGAAAAGAUGGCUAGUCCCAAAUCUCGGAAGCGUACUCGUGACGGCGACGAGGAGGAUAGCAAGGAGACGCCGCAGCAGACCAGGUCUGUAUCAGCGAAGAAAGCGAAGGGUGCGGCUGCUGCGGUGAACACUUUGCCGACGGAGGCUGCCACGGCAUCGAAGCCGGCCGCGAAGAAGUCGAAGCCUGACGUCUUCGAGGCCGAGCACGCCAAGGUGAUGGAGGCUGCAAAGGCGGCCGCGGCCAAGGUGCACCUCUCGAUGCGCGAGCGGGUGAAGCUGGCCAAGGCGGUGCAGGCGAGCCGCGAGGAGCGCCUGCAGACUCGCUCCCUUCGCAAGGAGCGUAAGGAGGAGCAGAAGCAGCAGUCUUUUCACCGUAUCUUGGAGGAGCAGAAACGCCAGCUGCUGGCCCGCGCGUCGAUGCAGCAACCGGCGCCAAGCCCCACCGCGAAGGUAAACGCGUCUGCGAAGGCGGUGCACUUUGCCGACGAAUGA
Messenger RNA from Leishmania major strain Friedlin, 1395 nucleotides. RefSeq lists its product as hypothetical. The record is from RefSeq and is a predicted model, not a curated record. The transcript has a single exon. The coding region runs from base 1 to 1395 and encodes 464 amino acids. NCBI's taxonomy places the organism in Eukaryota, Euglenozoa, Kinetoplastea, Trypanosomatida, Trypanosomatidae.